Erigeron canadensis is the source of this 1077-nucleotide messenger RNA. RefSeq lists its product as uncharacterized. The transcript is spliced from 2 exons. The record is from RefSeq and is a predicted model, not a curated record. Bases 1 to 1077 code for a protein of 358 amino acids. NCBI's taxonomy places the organism in Eukaryota, Viridiplantae, Streptophyta, Magnoliopsida, Asterales, Asteraceae.
AUGACGGAUUUCACACAUCAUACCCUCUCCACUAAGGACGACAAUUACAACAAUUGGGUAGCAUUGUUUAAAGUUCAAUGCAUCUCUUGUAAAGUCUCUAAUCAUAUCACACCACCCGCCACCACCGACUCCUCUUCUUUUUCCGCUCUCCCUACUGAUCAGUGGCUUCAUUUGGAUGCCAUCAUACUGCAAUGGAUUUAUAGUACGAUAUCCACGGAUCUCUUGGCCACCAUUCUGGAUCCAGAAAAUACUGCUGCAACGGCAUGGAGUGCCUUGAAAAAACUGUUCGUUGACAAUAAAUCAACACGAGCAGUUAACUUGCAACAAGCAGAGACUCUUCCUACCUUCUCAAAAGCUAGGUCCAGUUUAGUGUUAGAGGAGGGUCACAAAGCUCGUCAAGAGACCGAAGCUGGUGCGGCUCUUACAACCGCUGCUGAUCCAAUUCCAGCUCCUGCUCCGGCUCCUGUUGCUGCUACUGUUGCUGACCAGGAUGCUACUCGUGCCUCCGGUCAUGGCCAGGACUUCCCACGUCGUGGUCACGGUGGUCGGGGCCGUGGACGUGGAGGUCGCAGACGUGGUGCAUUUGACCCUCCAAUGCAAUGGAUACAUCCCUACCAGUGGUCCUUUGAUUUCCCGGUCCCAAUGUGUUUUACAUCUCCAGCGCUGUCAUGUCCCUAUCCGAGUUCUCUAGUGCCUCAUCCUAUGCCUGGUUCUGCCGGUUUACUUGGACCUGAACCUUCGGCUUCUUAUACCUCAUCUGCUUAUGGAUAUACUACAACACAGAUUGAUCAAGCUUUUAAUGCCAUGACUCUUCAUCCGGAUCAGCAGUGUUACAUGGACACUGGAGCCACUCAUCACAUGGUAAAUUCCUCAGGUAACCUGUCUUCCCCUCCUACUGCUUUCAAAUGUAUAAUUGUUGGUAAUAGUGCUUCUAUGCCGACUACUGGUAUUGGCCAAUCCACCCUUCCCCCACCUUUCCCUUUAUUAAAACUUCCCUCCAUUUUAGUUUCUCUUUCUUUGAUUAAAAACCUACUUUCAGUUUGUCGCCUUACAACUGAUAACAAUAUUUCCAUUUAA